Messenger RNA from Aspergillus fischeri NRRL 181, 1815 nucleotides. RefSeq names its product histidine--tRNA ligase. The transcript is spliced from 2 exons. Gene Ontology annotation, cellular component: mitochondrion. Gene Ontology annotation, biological process: mitochondrial translation; histidyl-tRNA aminoacylation. The record is from RefSeq and is a predicted model, not a curated record. Lineage: Eukaryota; Fungi; Ascomycota; Eurotiomycetes; Eurotiales; Aspergillaceae. The coding region runs from base 1 to 1815 and encodes 604 amino acids. Gene Ontology annotation, molecular function: ATP binding; histidine-tRNA ligase activity.
AUGAAGUUCAAAUUUCAAUCCGGCUUUUUGCGCUCUGCACGACAAGCAAUUGUUGAUCCCAUUGUCGUUGUACCUGUCCGUCGGGCCCUUCCCAGCGCAGCGGCCGUCCGCCCAACAACCCUCACUCUCUCUUCCAGCGACCCCACCAUCCCCCACUACCGCCACUCUUCUUCCCUCACCCUCAGAUCUUCGCGCCCGGUAGACACGAUGCCAAAGGAUAACAAGAAUUCCUUCAACCUCAAGACGCCCAAGGGCACAAAGGACUGGUCCGGGUCCGAUGCACUCCUCCGCGACCGGAUCUUCUCGACCAUCGCCGAUGUCUUCAAGCGUCACGGCGGCACGGCGCUCGACACACCCGUUUUCGAGCUGCGUGAGAUCCUGGCCGGAAAAUAUGGCGAGGAUUCCAAGCUUAUCUACGACCUUCAGGAUCAGGGUGGCGAGAUCUGCUCCCUUCGCUACGAUCUGACCGUCCCCUUUGCCCGCUGGCUCGCCAUGAACCCUGACGUGCGCAGCAUCAAACGCUACCACAUUGCCAAGGUGUAUCGCCGUGAUCAGCCUGCUGUGAGCAAGGGUCGCAUGCGCGAGUUCUACCAAUGUGAUUUUGAUAUCGCCGGUGCUUUUGAUCCUAUGGUUCCCGAUGCGGAGAUUCUGCGGAUCGUGACAGAAGUGUUUGAGGAGCUUGGAUGGCAGGGUCGUUAUACUAUCAAGGUCAACCACCGGAAGAUCCUGGACGGUGUCUUCGAGGUCUGCGGAGUGCCGCCCGAGAAGAUCCGUCCUAUCUCUAGCGCCGUUGAUAAGCUGGAUAAAAUGCCCUGGGCCGAUGUGCGGAAGGAAAUGGUCGAGGAGAAGGGGCUGGAUGGUGAGGUGGCUGACAGGAUUGAGAAGUAUGUGGCCGGCAAGGGCGCUCGGGAUCUACUCGAGUCUCUAUGGAAGGACGAGUCUUUAACUGCGAACGCGUCGGCCAAGGCUGGUCUGGAGGAGAUGGGAUUGCUCAUGGACUACCUUGAAGCCUUCGGAUGUCUCGACAAAAUUUCCUUUGACAUGUCUCUGGCGCGAGGAUUGGACUACUACACAGGUGUCAUUUACGAGGUUGUUACCGAAGGUUCUGCACCUGCCGUCUCGUCCUCGGCCCCCGAAGCACAGAAGCUCCAGAAGUCCGGAAAGAAGGACAAGUCCAAGAGCGGGAACCUCGAAGAUGAGGACAGAUCAAACGACCCCACACUAGGUGUUGGCAGUGUUGCCGCGGGUGGCCGCUAUGACAACCUCGUUGGCAUGUUCUUGCCCAAGGCUCAGAUUCCUUGUGUUGGUGUCUCAUUCGGAGUCGACCGUAUCUUCUCCAUCACCAAGGCCAGACUCGAGCGGGAAAAGAGCGCCGAGGCACUGCGCAGCAGCGAAGUCGAUGUCUUUGUCAUGGCCUUUGGUGGAAAGGGCUUCACCGGUAUGCUCAAGGAGCGUAUGGAUGUAUGCCAGAAACUCUGGAACGCCGGAAUCAAGGCCGAAUUCUCCUACAAGAUCAAGCCCAAACUCCCCCAACAAUUCAAGGCUGCCGAACAAGGAGGCGUCCCCUUCGCCGUCAUCCUGGGCGAGGACGAACUCGCCGCUGGCCAGGUUCGUAUUAAGGAACUGGGACUCGAGGAAGGCCAUCCGGAGAAGGAAGGUGUCCUGGUCGACCUGGCUGCCCUCACCGACGAGGUCAAGGCCAGACUGGCCAAGAAACAAAGCCAGACGUCAGCGAAGGCAGAUAUUUCGGGCGUAACGCAACAGCUCGAAGCCGUCAAGGUUGAAGCUCCCAAGACCGAGGAUGCGGGGGUUUAA